This is a messenger RNA of Ilex paraguariensis (yerba mate), 531 nucleotides long. NCBI's taxonomy places the organism in Eukaryota, Viridiplantae, Streptophyta, Magnoliopsida, Aquifoliales, Aquifoliaceae. The record is from the annotation of a GenBank genome assembly.
AUGAUUGGUGACCUGGCUGAGGUGCAUGCUAUUAAAACGGUUUUCAAGAAGACAUCAGGGAUCAAAGUGAAUGGAACUAAGUCUAUAAUAGGGCAUGGGCUUGGUGCUGCUGGGGGUCUGGAAGCUAUCGGUAUACUGAAAGCCAUUACAACAGGGUGGCUACACCCUACUAUAAAUCAAUUUAAUCCCGAGCCUUCGAUUGAGUUCAACACUGUCCCAAACAAAAAACAGCAGCAUGAAGUGAAUGUUGCCAUCUCAAAUUCUGUUGGAUUUGGCGGACACAACUCAUUUGUGGUAAACUAUAUAAAUGCACAUGCUACUUCCACUAUGAUUGGUGACCUAGCUGAGGUGCAUGCUAUUAAAAAGGUUUUCAGGAACACAUCGGGUAUCAAAGUGAAUGGAACUAAGAAUCCCGAGCCUUUGAUUGAGUUCAACACUGUCCCAAACAAAAAACAGCAGCAUGAAGUGAAUGUUGGUAAAGAAGUUUUGCCUUUUCUUCCCUUUUCUCGUCCUCCGACCCCAAACCCUUAG